This is a messenger RNA of Zasmidium cellare ATCC 36951, 939 nucleotides long. RefSeq lists its product as uncharacterized. The record is from RefSeq and is a predicted model, not a curated record. NCBI's taxonomy places the organism in Eukaryota, Fungi, Ascomycota, Dothideomycetes, Mycosphaerellales, Mycosphaerellaceae. The transcript has a single exon. Bases 1 to 939 code for a protein of 312 amino acids.
AUGGCUCCCAAUCCGACUCAACGCAUCUACAUCUUCGACCAGCCCAGGACGUGCUCCAUGCUUCUCCAGCGCCUGCUCUCCCAACAUCCACAGCUCGGUCAUGUAUUUCACCCAUUCAGCGCAUCGGCCAUGUACGGUAAAGACAGAAUUCAUCUUCUACUGAGAUCCCGGGAUCCGUCCACCGAUGCUCAUCAGGAUAAGCUGGCAAACGACGCUGGCAUGAAUGGCCUGACCUAUGCAAGCUCAGAGAGCGAUCUGAAAUCCAAGGUCGAAGCUAUCGAACGAGAGGGGAAAAUCGUGUGCCUCAAAGACCACUUAAUCUGCCUCAUGCGUCAGGACUUGCUGGUCUCCCGGGGCGAGUCAUGGUCGGGGGAGGAUAACCCCGUACGUCGAUUCUCAGAGGAGUUCCUGUUAUCCAUCCGCCAUCCUAUCUUCCUGAUUCGUCAUCCAGGUUUAAUGAUCCGCUGCUUCUGGGAAUCGCAGCAGGAUAUUUUCAAGCUACGAUCAGACGACGACAUGUUUGUUGCUUUGACGACGCUUCGAUGGACAUCGAUUCUCCACGAUUGGUAUAGAAACCAUGGCAUUGAUCCUAUCGUUAUCGAUGCAUACGAUAUAGUAUACAACACAACCAAGGUCAUGGAAACAGUUUGUGCCGCAGUUGGUAUCGAUCCAGAAGGCGUCAAGUAUGAAUGGCCGGCUCAAGAUCGCGUGGACUGGUCGGAGGGGCGCAUGGCCAAGACAUUCUUGUGGAAGUUGCAGUGCUCCACUGGGGUUCAGCGAGAAGACGGGAGUGCUGGAAGGGAUGAAUUCGACUUGGAGAGUCAGACUGAAAGAUGGGAGGCCGAAUGGGGUCACGAAGUCUCCCUGCAGUUGAGGCAUAGAGUAGAGGAAGAGUUGCCGAUUUAUGAGCGCAUGAAGUCUCGGGCAUUGAGAUUUUAG